GCCCUUCUGCUUCCUCCACCUUGUGGCAAAAUCGCAUUAACAUCGAUCUCACUUACACAUAUCCUCUGCUUUUGGAGAGACCGAGAGAGAAUGGCUGUGGGAGCGGAGGCGGCGGUGAGGGAGCUGAGAGCCACCUACGCCACCGGGAAGACGAAGAGUUUCGAGUGGCGGUUUUCGCAGCUGAAAGCUAUACAGAAGAUUGUCUCUCUUCACAACGAGGAAAUAGUCGAAGCUUUGCGAUCCGAUCUCCAAAAACCGGAAUUUGAAGCAGUUAUUCAUGAGAUUUCUGCAGUGUCAGCAUCAUGCAAAUUGGCAUUGAAGGAAUUACAUCGAUGGAUGAAGCCACAAAAGGUGAAAACAUCGUUAAUUUCUUUCCCUUCAUCAGCCAAAAUCGUCCCAGAACCUUUCGGCGUAGUGUUAGUUAUAUCAGCUUGGAACUUUCCAUUUCUGCUAUCACUUGAUCCGGUGGUCGGAGCCAUCGCUGCCGGUAAUGCUGUCGUCUUGAAGCCAUCGGAGAGCUCCCCCGCCACGUCAUCGCUGCUCGCGAAGCUCGUGGGCAAAUACAUGGACGCAUCAGCGGUGAAAGUGGUGGAGGGGGCAGUGGCCGAAACCACUGCUUUGCUAGAACAAAAAUGGGAUAAGAUAUUGUACACAGGAGGUGGCAAGGUGGGGCGAAUCGUGCUAAGUGCUGCGGCGAAGCAUCUUACACCAGUGAUUUUGGAGCUUGGUGGGAAAUGUCCAGUCGUAGUUGAUUCCACAGUCAACUUAAAGGUGGCUGCAAGAAGAAUAAUUGGAGGCAAAUGGUGCGCCAACAGUGGCCAAACCUGCAUUGCCCCAGACUACAUAAUCACUACACAAGACUUCCUCCCACAACUGGUAAAUGCUCUAUCGUCUCAAUUGGAUAAGUUCUUUGGAAAAGAACCUCUUCGGUCAAAGGAAUUGUCAAGUAUCGUCAACAUCCACCAUUUUAACCGCUUGUUAAAAUUACUAGAUGACGACGAGGUUUCAAGGAAGAUCGUUCGGGGAGGUGAACGUGAUCAAUCCAGUCUCAAGAUUGCUCCCACGAUUAUAUCGGGCGUCUCGACCGAUUCUCUCCUCAUGGAUGAAGAAAUUUUCGGUCCUAUACUUCCCAUAAUUACGGUUGAUAAGAUUGAGGAGUGUGUUGGUGUGAUCAAUGCUAAAGAGAAGCCACUUGCUGCAUAUCUCUUUACAAAUGACAAGAAAUUGGAGGACAAGUUUGUUAGAAACAUUUCAAGUGGUGCUAUGAUCAUCAAUGACACCGUUCUACACUUUUUUGAGGCGGGACUACCGUUCGGAGGCGUAGGUGGGAGUGGGAUGGGAGCAUAUCAUGGGAAGUUCUCAUUUGAUGCUUUUAGCCACAAAAAGGCUCUUCUAAAACGUGGCUUUGCCCUUGAUAUAUCGGCAAGGUACCCACCGUACACUCCGGGAAAACGUCGUUUUCUCCGUGCGGUUGUACAAGGCAAUCUUCUUGACAUUAUUCGAUCAUUAUCUACUUGUUGGUAAAAUUCUUCCAUUUUUAGCUCAGGCUAUGAAUGGCUACUGCAUUAUUCUGAUUCUGUAAUACAAAGUAUCAAAUAUUUUAUUGAUUUAUGAUAAAUUUAAUUAUCUCAUAA
Molecule: messenger RNA, 1634 nt
Organism: Salvia splendens (bonfire salvia)
Lineage: Eukaryota; Viridiplantae; Streptophyta; Magnoliopsida; Lamiales; Lamiaceae
Product: aldehyde dehydrogenase
Exons: 10
Coding region: 91-1524 (477 amino acids)
Biological process (GO): aldehyde metabolic process
Cellular component (GO): cytoplasm
Molecular function (GO): aldehyde dehydrogenase (NAD+) activity
Source: RefSeq, a predicted model, not a curated record